AUUCAUAGGGUCAUGUUUCGUACCAUUUCGAGCUAUUCGUUGAUAUCAUGUAUAAAGCAAAUAGUGAACUUGUAUCUCAGUGGCUCACUGAAAUAAGGGUUCUUGAUGGGGGGUUUGGAACAGAAAGUCAGAAAUUAUCAAAUCUACAAAUAAAAGGACAUUUGGCUUGGAGUUCCAGAUUAUUAAUGGACGACCCAGAAUUAGUUGUUAAAAUACACAAGUCCUUUUUGCAUGCUGGUUGUGAUGUGAUUUCUACGAACACCUAUCAAGCAGCGCCCUCAACCUUGGUGAAGGCACUUGGUAUAAAUGAUGGAGAAGCGAAAAACCUUAUGCGUACUGCUGUACAUCUAGCUCAAAGAGCACGUGAGGAAGAAAAUAAUUCAGAUAAUGCAAGUGAAUUCCAACGAAAAUUGCCUGUUCUUAUUGCCGGAUCUUUAGGUCCAUACGGAGCAUGCGUUGCUGAUGGAUCAGAGUAUACUGGGACGUAUGCAAACAAAGUUUCAUUCACUGAACUAGUGGAAUUUCACUUAUCAAGAGCACAAAUUUUAUUGGAGUCAGGAGCAGAUUUCAUAGCAUGGGAAACUGUUCCACUUUUAAAAGAGGUUUCAUCAAUAUGUGAAGUUAUGCGCAGACUACCAUCGGCAUGUUGCUGGAUAUCAGUUUCGUUACCAGAUGGUAAAGAAACAUCCGGUGGGGAUUUACUAGCUUCAGUCGCGUGUGAGGUAGCAAAGUGUGAACAGGUUUUCGGUGUUGGAGUUAAUUGUAAUAUACCACAUGAUUGUAUUGGUAAGGGACUUGCUAACUUAAAUUCACAAACAUGUAAAGAAUCAGAAAAUACUUCAAGUAAAUUACUAUUAUUUUACGCAAAUGAUGGUCGUUUAUGGAUACCUAAUAAUGGCGAUAAAAAGCAAGAUCAUUUUGGUGAUCAUCUACAAUACAAUCAUGAAAGUUGGUUUCAAAACACCAUCAAAUGGGCAAAACGUCGUGAAAUUUCAGAUGAUGAACAAUUACAUUAUUCAGUAAAUUAUAAACCUCCUUUGGCUCAGUGGGUUGGUGGAUGUUGUAAUGUUGGACCUGAACGUAUAAGAAGGCUUGCAAAAUGGAUGAAACCUGAUGAAUUUAUUUGCUGACUGAUGCUUGAUAUUUGACUAACUCUUAGAUUAUAUGAUUGUUUCAACUAUCCUACUUCAUUCAUGCUUUACUUUGUAUGAAUUAAGCAGUUUUAAACGAACAGUUCGAUGAUUAAAUAUAUUGCGUGAAUUGUACACUUAUUUAAUGAACUUUGUGGUAAAAAUUAUAAUUUAUUGAAACAUGAGUAUUUAGGUAACUGUUUUCAUGUAACUCAGAUUAAAUGUAUUGACUGAUACUAACCAUUAAGACAAAAUAGUAGUAUAACCUAGUACAACUACAUAUAUAACUAAAUAUGCAUAUCCAACGAAGAUAUAGAAAUACAAUAAAAAAAGAACAUGUAUUUUUCUGAAAAAUCAAAGAAUUAAUUUGCACAUAGUAAAUACAUUUGGUGGGCAUUUUUUAUGCUACAAGUUUUAUACAUCCUUUUAAUAAUUUCCACUCAUUGCAAUCACUUGGAUACAAUCGUUUCGGAUAGAGUUUCGU
Molecule: messenger RNA, 1614 nt
Organism: Schistosoma guineensis
Lineage: Eukaryota; Metazoa; Platyhelminthes; Trematoda; Strigeidida; Schistosomatidae
Source: the annotation of a GenBank genome assembly